UUUCGGUUGUAGAGCAAUUCUAGGUGAAUGGUUCUGUAGCCCCCGUUAGGGCGUCCCUGGAAAUUCCGCCUGUUGUUCCGUUAUGCAAAGGAACGCAAAGAUUAAGUUUGGCAGAAGGAAAUCGAAGGUUUUGACGUCCGAGUCGAGGUGUUAAUUUGGCGGCGGACUAAUUAGAAUACGAGGAAGGCCACUUGGAGCCGUGAAUCACACAACCCAUUGUCUUGAUCGAUCCCGCCAGCCACCCAGUGGGCACCCGGCAUGGAGAUGAGUGCUGCUAUGUUCGCGCGUGUAUCCUUCUAUCCCACCCUGCUGUACAAUGUCCUUAUGGAGAAGGCCUCCGCCAGGAAUUGGUAUGAUCGCAUAGACGAGAAUGUUAUCUUGGGCGCCCUGCCUUUUCGAAGCCAGGCCAAUGAACUCAUCGAGAAGGAGAAUAUGAAAGCAGUGGUUUCCAUGAACGAGGACUAUGAACUGACCGCCUUCUCCAACAACACGGAGAAGUGGCGCAAGCUGGGUAUCGAGUUCCUGCAGCUAGCCACCACAGACAUUUUUGAGUCGCCAAACCAGGAGAAGCUCUAUCGAGGCGUGGAGUUCAUUAAUCAGUUUCUUCCCCUGACAAAGAGAAUCAGCGGGCUCAGCACAACCAAAUCCCCAGAGAAUAUUGGCUCCGUAUAUGUGCACUGCAAAGCUGGAAGGACGCGAAGUGCCACACUUGUUGGUUGCUACCUCAUGCUGAAAAACGGCUGGACCCCAGACCAGGCGGUGGAUCAUAUGCGUCAGUGCCGGCCUCACAUUCUGCUGCACACCAAACAAUGGGAUGCCCUGAGGUUAUUCUACACAAACAAUGUGGAGACCAGGUCGUGACCAUAAUCCUUUGUUUAUUGCCUACAGUAGAUUACCAUACGUAACAAAAGGUGUUGCUGCCCAUCUUAUUAAGUGACGUUGUGUUGUGACAAACCUCAACCGAAAGUGUUAAUACAGUUUUCUAAAUUCUAAACAAAAA
Molecule: messenger RNA, 1000 nt
Organism: Drosophila bipectinata
Lineage: Eukaryota; Metazoa; Arthropoda; Insecta; Diptera; Drosophilidae
Gene: PTPMT1
Product: protein tyrosine phosphatase, mitochondrial 1
Biological process (GO): protein dephosphorylation
Molecular function (GO): protein tyrosine/serine/threonine phosphatase activity; phosphatidylinositol-4,5-bisphosphate 5-phosphatase activity; phosphatidylglycerophosphatase activity
Source: RefSeq, a predicted model, not a curated record